GAAGGCCCGACGGCAGCACCGAACCCUAGAUCUCGUCCGGAUGUCCAUGGCGCUGCUCAACCUGGCCACGAAGAUGCGGCCCCCGGCCGCCGCCGUCCUCCGUCCCCGCGUCUCGCCUCCGGCCGGCACGCGGCCCCUCCGCUCCAGGCUCUUCAGCUCCUUGGAGGAAGAUGGGGAAAGUGCGAUGAGGCUGUACCAAGAGAAUCUAGCUACACUUGAUCGAGUGAAGAAACACCAGGAAUGCAUGAGGUCGCGCAUUGCGUUUCUCGGGAAGGUGAACAAGUGUCUGAGAUGGUCUUUCAAGCUGCUUAUGCCUAUUCCCACCGCAGCUGUUAUCCUGAAAGUGAUCGAUCACCAGUUAGAGGAGAAGUGAUUAUGCCUUGAUCUGUUUUAUCUAUCUACAUGGCAUGUAUUAUGUAUUUAUGCCUGAAGUGCUUGUCUGGUGUAUGAGGAUUGUGUGGCGUAUGUUAUGCGAUGUGAGACAUCCAUUAUCAUGGUUAAGCAGUGAUAAUACAGGCACUUGGUUAAGUU
Triticum aestivum (bread wheat) is the source of this 531-nucleotide messenger RNA. RefSeq lists its product as uncharacterized. The record is from RefSeq and is a predicted model, not a curated record. Bases 41 to 373 code for a protein of 110 amino acids. Lineage: Eukaryota; Viridiplantae; Streptophyta; Magnoliopsida; Poales; Poaceae. The transcript has 3 exons.